CGGUCCCCUCCAUAUUGUCUCAACUCAAACUCCGAAUGCCUCCCUCCCUCUCUCUCUCUCUCUCUCUCUCUCUGAAAGUCCCGGCAAGUUCCCAGUCCGAUCUAGUCCCUCAAACGGCGUAACGCCUCGCCUGAACGGCUGAUUGCUGGCGGCAGCAUAUCCCUCUAACUAAAUAGAAUUCUGGGAGAUGGAUUCAAAGAUGGUCAUACACAAUGGUGGAUGUCAUUGCAGAAGUGUGAAAUGGCAAGUGCAAGCACCAACUCAUGUUAUAGCUUGGAACUGCAACUGCAGUAACUGCUCCAUGAGGGGCAACACUCACUUCAUAGUCCCUUCUAAAAGUUUUGAGCUUCUGGGAAACUCUGAAGAGUUCCUUACAACCUACACCUUUGGUACUCACACUGCAAAGCACUUGUUCUGUAAAGUAUGUGGCAUAACCUCCUUUUUUAUUCCAAGAAUAAACCCAGAUGGGAUUGCUGUUACAUUCAGAUGCGUGGACCCUGGGACACUUGCCCAUGUUGAGAUUAAGCAUUUUGAUGGGAAGAAUUGGGAAAGCUCACAGAGUCAGACGGGCAUUGCUUCGUGUUCGAAGGUUGAGACUACAGGGAUAAAUUGAUCUGUCCAUCAGAAGCAUAUAAGUUGGUUGAAGACCAAAACAGUAUCACAGAUUUUGUUCGCAUUAUAAGCAUAUAAGUUGGUUUAAGCAUACGAUAUUGGUUGGAAGUCCAUUAGAAGUGUACGUGUUCAAAUAUUGCAGGCAGCAACAAUGGAAGUCUGGAAUGAAUAUUGGGUGUCACUUUUGGCCGACUGUCUUUUUAUUUCUGCACUGUAAUUGUUUUAUGCAUGUGUGUUUUCACCUAAGAAAACAGCCUCUUUUUAGUGGGGUUUUGUGCUAUUUCAUUUCUGAACAUUUGGUUUGAAUCAUUAAAUUUAGUACGGUUGGAUCAAA
Malania oleifera is the source of this 946-nucleotide messenger RNA. RefSeq lists its product as uncharacterized. Gene Ontology annotation, molecular function: carbon-sulfur lyase activity. Lineage: Eukaryota; Viridiplantae; Streptophyta; Magnoliopsida; Santalales; Ximeniaceae. The coding region runs from base 188 to 613 and encodes 141 amino acids. The record is from RefSeq and is a predicted model, not a curated record. The transcript has 2 exons.